CAGAUGUAGCUGCAGCUCUGAGGGAGACCGAGAAGCAGGGAGGGAAGAAGAGUUUGGACGCACUGCGGAGGGGAGUGCAGCCAUGGGGAACGCGCAGGAGAAACCCUCCGGCAGCGGCGGAGGAGGAGGAGGGACGCCGAGGCGGGACAACCCGCGGACUCACGGAGCGACGGGAAAGGAGGUCGCCAACGGCGCUCCGAGAGAAAACAGCCCGGCAGGUGGGGAAGAGGAGCCGGAGCAGCAGCCGGGCAGUUCCGGGGUGGAUAGGAGUUACCUGGAUGCUCCGGCCGGAGCUUUGCCUCCUCACCUGGCCCGGCUGAAGAAUGAGGGGAACUACCUCUUUAAAAACGGCCAGUUUGGAGACGCGCUGGAGAAGUACACCCAGGCUAUAGAUGGAUGCUCUGAGGCAGGCAUUGACAGUCCAGAAGAUCUGAGUAUCCUCUACUCCAACAGAGCUGCCUGCCACCUGAAGGACGGAAACAGCAGCGACUGCAUUCAAGACUGCAACAAGGCCUUAGAGCUGCAGCCCUUCUCCUUGAAGCCGCUGCUGCGCAGAGCCAUGGCCCAUGAGUCACUGGAGCGCUACAGGAAGGCCUACGCGGAUUACAAGACGGUGCUGCAGAUCGACACCGGCGUGCAGGCGGCUCAUGACAGCGUCCACAGGAUCACGAAGGUGCUGAUCGAGCAGGACGGGCCUGAAUGGAGAGAAAAGCUUCCAGAGAUUCCUGUCGUCCCGCUGGCCGUCCAGCAGCAGCACAGAGAGAAACCAGUCAGCGUCGAGGUGGCGCAGGUGCGAGCCGCCAGGGCCGCGCAGGAGGAAGCCAGAAGAAAAGAGGCUCGCUUUACUUUACUCAAACACGAAGGCAACAGCCUGGUGAAGAAGGGCCUCUUCCAGGAGGCUCUGGAGAAAUACACAGAGUGUCUCUCAGUGAAACCUGAUGAAUGUGCUGUUUACACAAACAGAGCCAUUUGUUUCCUGAAGCUGAAUCGGUACGAAGAGGCCAAACAGGACUGCGACUCGGCGCUGCAGCUGGAUCCAGCCAAUAAGAAGGCCUUCUACAGACGGGCAAUGGCCUUUAAGGGACUACAGGAUUACCUGUCGGCCAGCAGCGACCUGCAGGAGGUCCUCCAGCUGGACCCCAAAGUCCACGAGGCCGAGCAGGAGCUGGAGGAGGUGACGAGUCUGCUGAGGCAAAGCUUGAUAAACAGAGCUGAUCACACAUGAGGUAGAAGAGCAGAGCUAAAUUUAACGGCACUAACGCAGCACCACAUCUUCAGAGAAGGCUGUGUGUAAUGGAUAGAAAUCUUGCACAUUAUACAACACGACAAAAAAAUCUUAAGAUUUGAUGAAUUCCUGCAGGCGUUGGCGACGGAGGCAUGUUGAAAGUUACCUCGAUUUCUCUGUUUUCUGAUUUGUGACAAAUCCCAGCUUGGAUGAACUGAUUUCAACUCAACAUUUCAUUAAAAUGAGCAGUAAAUUUAUGUUCUCAUUGCUGACAUGAUAAAAGAAAGAUUCACUGCUCAAUACAGAUAAACUUUUAGUGAGGCAAGUUCUGACUAUCUUUAAGAUCAUGUUUAUUUCCCAAAAUUACUUCUAUUUGCUGAAUGCCAGAAUACCCAAAGCUACUUUAACUUGAGUUUACAUACAUACACUUCCUUGUAUUUGCUAAAAUGACUCCUUACUGUAGUUGGGUGCCCCUUUACAAGCUUCUCUCAAUGGUUUUGGGACAUUUUGGCCCAGUCCUCCUGACAGAACCGGUGUAACCGGAGUCAGGUUUGUAGGUCGUCUUGUCCCUUCCUUACUCAGAUUUUCUGCUCUAUUCACAAAGUUUGCAUGAGUCUGACACCAGAGCUUUGUGGUGAUUCCUUCACAAUGUUGACUUUGUUGUCCUUAAGCCACUUUCUAACCAACUUCACUGCAUGAUUUGGGUCAGAAGUUUGGACUGAUUUAACUAUUAAAUUGUGCAGUCUUUCAAAAAGACUCUGUUGCAAAGCGACCUAAAGUUUUAACUUUCAAGCAGAUGUUUUGAGAUGUUGGUUUGAUGUUUCAACAUGAUUUGUGACGUGCAAAACAGCAUAAAUCGAUAUUGUUAUCCCAAACUUAACAUUUGGAACGGUUUUCUCAUGCUCGUUUCCAAAAAAUAAUCUGGUUCCUAUAUCUUGGUUUUGGAGAAAUGGCUUCUUCUUUCAUUUCAAAUCAGUAAAGUUGCAAUUUCACUGGGGAAACCAACAACCUAUAAGACAUUUUGGUUUUGUUUUGGGUCAAUUUAUUCAUCUCUGCGACACAGAACUCGUCUCCUUCCUGAGCUGUAUGGUCACUCAAUGUUUCUAUUGCAUUUGCACAUAUAAUUUAUAACAUCUAGAACAAAAAGACUCAGAAGAUUCCUUUUUGAAAAGUCCUAGUCUGUCAUAGAAACUUAUAUUUAUGUUGCUAAAAUGGGAACGUAAACCUCCUGGUUCUAAUGUGAUUUGUAUUUCAUCAUAGAGAAUUUAUUUCCUAGCUCUGGCAAUUAAAUGCUUCAUUGUAAACUUCUUUGUAUGAAGAAAGUAUUACAAAACAAUCUAAAAGUGUCUCAUCUUCUGGCAUUUAGUGAGUAAAACUAAUUUUAAUAUACCAAAUUCCCUAAAAUGUUAAAAGUUUGGACUGAUUUAAUUACACUGACAAAUUCAAGUCAAUUAUGUACAUUGCAGUUCAAUUCUAACUAUUAAAUUGUGCAGUUUAUUAGCUCAGUUUAUUAUUCAAACCGGUAAAGUUUUCUAUUCAGCGAAAGUUGAAAUACAGCAAAUGAUGCAAAAUUGGAGAGUAGUAGGAAAAUGUUGCGGUGAGUGAAAAUGGUCUGUUUGUCCUCCAGCAGCCUAAAGCUUCAAGCAGCAAAACUACAGCUAGCUCAGGAUAACUGUAAGCUUUAUCAAAAGCUUUAAGCCUCGUCUUAAAAGAAGACGUGGCGUCUUCCUCAUACUUUUUAAAACUCCAGGAAACCUGCAAAAACCCCCUGAAGAGAUCUCUGAUCCACAAUGUAGCUUGAUCAUUUGCAGCUUCAUUUGUGACAAAUCCCAGCUUGGAAGUCAGCUUUCGUUUGGUUCUGUGAGAAAGAGCAGCCAUGUUUCAGCGCAAAAACAAAAAUAAAAAAGGAAAACGACAAACGUUUACCCGGGACUGGAGCUCUGUGAACAACCAUCUGCACUGUGCGCUGGGCUCGCCGCAGCUGCUCCAGUCUGCUUACAUAACAGGAUGCUCCAUUUGCAAAGGCUAAUGUCAAGGUACAUGUGAGCUGCCGGCGCUAUUAAUCCUCCCCAUUGUGAUGUAAUAUAUUGUAAAUAGAGGUACUCUUGACACGGUGCAGUGUUCUGUCGUGUGCGGAUGAAAUGAGGAGAGACAGAGUGGAUAAUAAUGUGUGCCUUAUUGAGAUUUCUACCAAGCUUAGGAUGAAAUAUGCCAAGAUUAAAACUUUUAGGUUGGUUUGUUUUUAAAGAUAUUUGCUUCAAAGCUGAGCUGGGAAUGAAAAAAAAAAACAUAGGAGGGAAUCUAAUAUAUGUGUUUAUGUUGGAGUUGCAGAUUAUUUGUGGCACAGUAAAAAAACUGAAGAUAUAAACAACUUCAUUUAAUUCAGUAAAGAUUUUACAGCAGAAACAAAACAAUUGUCUUUUUUUUUCUUUGUGAUAUUUGUUUUACAAGUUAACUUCUUGAUUGUGUUAAAGUUUUCUUUUACUAUAUGGACUUUUGGAUCAUGCUUUGGCUUGAGGGUCAGUAGACAGUUGUUUUUAUUAAUGUGUAACUUACCUUUACGCCUUGCUCCUGAUCAAAAUCAUUUUAAUAAAAAAAUUAGACAGGAAUUUCUGAAAACAUAAUAAAACAGUUUUUUCCAUUUGCAUGUUGAAAAUAAUUUAUAUCUUCCUCAGUAAUCAGUGAGGACAUUCGUACUUAGACGCAGGAAGGCCUGGUUGUCAUCACCCUAAUCUUUACCUCCACCGUUUGGAUUCAAAUCCAGACUCUGAGCCACACCAAAGCGCUAAUAUUAUUUCCAGUCAGGAAACAAGGUUGGUAAAAAUCUAACAUUACUUUAAACCAACAAUCUGCCAGGAGUACGAAGGCUGUAAUUUUGGGAUUACCCCUCGGAUCAGGGCAGUGAAACUGCACUGGUUUACACAUUUACUCCAUGACUCAAAAAUAGUCAUCAAACCUCCUGAGGUUUGAUGACUGCACAGACGCCAUGAUGUUGUGCUAUUAGAAAACCCUGAGAUUCUAAGAAGAUGAAGUGUCUUCACAACCAUAUUGACUCAUAGUGGGAUGACCACAGACGUGUACGAAAAGGCAAACAGAUCAGAAUAUGAAUAUAUAAAUUAACUUUAAUGCCGUUCUGGUAACCGUUUUACCCAGUCAGAGUCACUUUUAGAUACUAUUUAAGUCAUUUAAUAAGAGCAGUGACAUCAUUUUUUCCUAAAUUUGAGAAUCCAAGUUAAAAAUGGCCACCUUAAUUCUUUAAAAGUUUCCAUUGUCAACUAUUCAAACGAUGCUUUUGGACAUACUUUAACAAAUCUCACUGCUUUUAAAGAAAAUAUUAUUUUUGUUUAUGAAGAUACAAAUUUCAACACCAAUUGAGCCAUUUUCUUGCAUUUCAACAUAGAAGUACAUUAUUGCCACAAAAGAUAGUUUGAAUAAUCUACAAAAAUCUUUGACUUUGUCUACAGAAAAUGCUCUAAAAACUAUUCUUAGUAUUGAAACAGACUAAAAAAAUUCUAACUGAAAGUAAAACCUUUUAAAAAUAUUCUCACUUCCUACUUUAAACAGGAGGGUUUUUGAAUCGUGUCACUACAAGAAUACAUAUAACUACACAA
Poeciliopsis prolifica (blackstripe livebearer) is the source of this 4836-nucleotide messenger RNA. RefSeq names its product sperm associated antigen 1a (gene spag1a). The transcript has 7 exons. Gene Ontology annotation, cellular component: cytosol. Gene Ontology annotation, biological process: axonemal dynein complex assembly. NCBI's taxonomy places the organism in Eukaryota, Metazoa, Chordata, Actinopteri, Cyprinodontiformes, Poeciliidae. Bases 83 to 1225 code for a protein of 380 amino acids. Gene Ontology annotation, molecular function: protein binding. The record is from RefSeq and is a predicted model, not a curated record.